AUGGAAAACAACACUAAUUCGAUUGUUCUUCCGGGUCGGGUUGAAACCGGUUUGGAGGAAAUCUACAAGAAACACAAGUGUGGUCCGAUAAACGAUGACACAAGAGUUAUAACUAUGAUUAUUGGCGAUUUUAGGAGAGAUAUGUGCUGGUAUGGAGUCUUUGGAAACACAAGGCAAUGGAGGAUCUCUGCACAGUCCUCAGCUCUUAGCUUUAGCUGA
Molecule: messenger RNA, 219 nt
Organism: Arabis nemorensis
Lineage: Eukaryota; Viridiplantae; Streptophyta; Magnoliopsida; Brassicales; Brassicaceae
Source: the annotation of a GenBank genome assembly